UAAAAAUAUAUAUUUAUAUUUAUAUCGCUUCGCGCGGUCUUUCGGUUUGGUCGUGUUGUCGGUUGUCUGGUUGGUGUCGCUUGCCUGGUUGCAUCUUAUCAGUUGUAUGUUGCUGCCGUUAGUGUUGCUGUCGUGUAUGUUGCUGAUAUUUAUGUUUCAUGUUGCUUAGACUUGAGACUUUGGCCGGACAGUGCAAGGUGCAUAAAGUGGUCUUUUCUUAAAAAGUAGAGCCCAGGCCAUGAUAUUCUGACACAAUUUCGAGUGGCGAACCGAACAGCAGAGUGCGAAACUGCAAGGCAGCGAAAAUGUGCGCGAAAUAAAUAUGCAUCCAGCAACAAUAGCAAGCGGAGCGAGGAAAAGUGUGUGUGAGCCGCGACGCCGCGCCGCCGCGAAGAAAGAAACCAAAGAGGCACAAAUUGAAAAUAAACAAAAAGAAAUUGCAUAAGUCGGACUUUUUGGCGUGCGCUUUGGCCAUCUUCUCUUACUGUUGCUGCUGUUGCUGAUGAUGUUGCUGCUGCUGUUGCUGUUGCUGCUGCGGCUGCUUCUUCUUCUUAACUGCUGCAAUAUUUGAGCUUUUGUUUUUGUUUAUCUCCCCGCCCAGCCCCGUCCCAGCUCCCCCUCAGGCGACAGAUGAGAUAAAAAAAACAAGCCAAAGAGCCACUACCAAAAAAAAUAAAAAUCCAAAAGAUAAAAAAAAAAAAGAGCUAACUUAGUGGCGACGUCCGGCAAUAUUUUACAAAAUUUUAAUCAACUCCGCUGGGCAGCUUGACCAUUUGACUUUUUUCGACCAAGUUUGCAUUCAAGUUUUAUUUUGUGUCGCCGGCAGUGUCUCCGGCCUGUGUCUACUAUAUGUUUCUGUGUCUUCUGUUGCGUCUCUACCGCCAGCCGCCAAACAUUUAUGCAACACCGUCCAGCAAGGGACUCACUCUGUUCGCAACUCACUGAGGUCCGUGUGAGAAAACCAUGCCUAUCUGCAAGAGCUCACAGGUAACUGCCAGCAAGAAAACCGCCACGGACAUAUCCGCCGAUCAUGUAACGGAAGCCGCCCAGGUCCAGCGGACCCGGGAGCAGGCCUAUUUCAACUCCUACGACUUUGAUGCAAUCGAAGUGCUGCCCUACGACGAGGAGGACGACGACACGGGUGACACGAGUCAGGGCAGGAGCCGGAGCCGGAGCCAGAGUAGAAGCCAGAGCCGGAGCGGAAGCAGCAGCAGUCGGAGUAGCAGUGCCAAGAGCUACUCUGCAGCCCACGAUCCGAAUGGAGUUGGAAAAUUCGCGUACCUGCAACGACUGGGAGCCUUCUUCGCCAGGAGUGGAGGCAAUGGCGGAGCAGGUGCUGCCGGAGAAGGAGUCUCCUCCACUACCGGAGGAAGUGGAGCAGCAGCUGGCCUGAAACCCACCAGUAGUAGCGAAAACUUCCUGCUGCCCCGUGCCAUGCUCAAGUAUCAAAGCACGGCGAGUGCAACACUGAGUGCAACAUCUGCAGCAACAGCGGCAGUGGCAACAACAGCCGCGAUGCCAUUGAAAAAGAAUGGAGUGGAGCACGAGGUGUCCAGUGGCGGUGGGGAGCGGAGCAAGAAGUGCUCCGUGGCUUCCAAUGUCAGCAGCACACAUACCUCGGAUUCGGGACUGCCAGCCACUGGCGCAACUGCAACAUCUGCAGCCAAUACAUCGGGAGGAUCUGGGGUGGCAGGAGGAGCCACAGCGUCCGAGGCGCAAGGCGGUGGUGGCUCACACUAUUCCACGGACAAAAGCGGCUCGUCCGGUUAUUACAGCUCCAAUGUCUGCUCCACAUACUCGCUGGACGAGCACAUCUACUGCGAACCGGUCAUCGGUGGCCAGGAGAAGAUCAAGAGUGUGGCCGCCAGGCAGCGGUUGCGGCCACCACUCCAGCUGCCGUCGACGGCGCUGCGGGAGGUGGCAGCAGCAGAAGCUGCAGCUGUGGCAGUGGCAGCCGCACCACCCCAUGUGGAUGCCACAACGUCGGGGGAAAACUCGUCCCCAGUAAAGAGUCAGCGCUCGGACAUGCAAGAUGCAGCCGGAGCUGCCGCAAACAGUGAGAGCGAGGCGCGGGGCGAGGGGCUGCUGUUGCACCACUACAGCGACAAGCUGCGCAUCCUGGAGACGAGCAUCGAGAACCUGGAUCGACACCUGAAGACCUUCCCCUGCCUGUACGCCCGGGAGCACAUCGUCAGCUUCAUGCAGGCCACAUCGCCCCAAGCCCUGGACAUCGGGGAGAAGCUGAAGGCCUACAACCAGCUGCCCACCAUCCUGGAGCAGCAGCAGCAGCAACUGUCGGACGACUCCCUGCUGGACAUUGAUCUGGACGCCUUCCUAUUGGCCCCCAACGGGGCGGGGCAGCGGGGCAUCGACAAUCCCAGCUUCCUGAAUGACGAACAGCUGGCGGAGAACAACUACAAGUGCGCCAAGUACAUCAAUUCCUGUCCGGAAGAUGCCUAUCGCCUGGAGAGCGAAAGGGGCGGAGGGGCAGGAAGGGGAGCUGCAGCUGCAGAUGCCGGAUCCGAGACCUAUGCCAAGCGCUAUGAGGAUCAGUUGCACUUCCAGAAUACCCGCGAGCUGCUCGAAGACGUUCGUGACAAGAUACGACUUCUCUCCCGGGUCACGCCCCAAUCCUCAGCGGCACCCACGCCCUCCACGACCCCGCCCCCGGAUGUGCCCAAGGAGCUGGAGGGCAUGAUCCACACCCUGAAACAGGAGUUGGAGUCGUACCUCCAGCGGAUGAACCAGCACAGUGAGCUGGAGCUCCGGCAACUGAGCAGCGGGUUGGGGCGCCAGCAGCACGUGGUCCGAAUGCAGAACGCCCUGGAACGGCGGCGCAGCUGUGCCGAUCUCCAGCUGAACGCCUAUGAAGCAGUGCGCGACGGAGUCCUAAUCUCGGCCAGCGGCAAGCCGCUAAGUGUCCGGGAACAGAUCAUGACCAUACGCUGUGCCAGCGAUCCCAACUUCAAGAUGAAGCGCAAGUCGAUUGCCGAGAUCUUCCCGGCAGCCGAGUGCUAUGUGGAGUCGGAGGUGACCACCACCAGUUUGUCGCGCAGCACCACGCCCUCUCCCGCCUCCACGCCGCAGCUGGAACUGGAGGCCCUGCAUCCGAAUCAGGGAAUAUCCACCACAACGGUGGUGACGCAGAUGCAGAGGAAUCUUACCUUCCACAAGCCCAUUCUGGCAGUGGGCGGUCAGGGAGCUGGAAACAUAAACACCACCGGAGCGUGUGCCGGCCCAGGAGGUGGCAAGGGGGACAGGGACAGCAUCACCGAGUGGCACCGCAAGAAGCCCAGCAUCUGGGAGAUGUACUAUGGAACGAAUCGUCUGCACCAGUCGCUCCUCGGCAAGCAGCGCAGUGGAGGCGAACUGGUCAUCAGCAGUGCCCAGCCGACGCUGUCCUAUCCAUCUUCUCGUCCUGAAUCGGACUUCACGCUCGACCUGCCCCGGGCCGAGCAGCUGCGCCUGAAAAUGGAAAAGGAAAAGAAGUUCCGCCAAAGAUGCCGCUUCAUAACCACCUUCCUGAGCCUGGUGUUCUUCCUACUAACCGUAAUGGUGGUCAGUCUGGUCUUGACCCGCGGCAAACGGAUGUUCGGCAGCAUGAUCUGACAUCUGAUAUCGUCCAAAUCCGACUCUGCAUUAGCAGAGAGCGCGAAUAUUUACAAACUACAGUGCCAACCACAAAUGUAACACUUUAGCGAAGCUCAAGAUUAGAGUUAUUGGUAGUCAUAAGCUCCACCUGGUAUUUUUGUGGCAGGGCAGGACGACACAACCGCAGUCGCAGUAUUGUUAAUAAAUUAUUUAUGUGAUCCUAGUUCUUAAGUCCAAGUGAGUGCAUUUCAAUGUUUGUACGAGUGUACUGCCUGUAUCCAGCAUAGAGUUUGUAAAAUCCAUAAUUAAGCCUAUUAAAAUGUAUUAAGUCUAAGUGUAUUGUAUGUUAAAAAAAUAAAAAAAAGAGUUGUGAAAGUGUCUAAAAUAAACAGAAUAUGAAGUACA
This is a messenger RNA of Drosophila ananassae, 3996 nucleotides long. RefSeq lists its product as uncharacterized. The record is from RefSeq and is a predicted model, not a curated record. Bases 964 to 3609 code for a protein of 881 amino acids. NCBI's taxonomy places the organism in Eukaryota, Metazoa, Arthropoda, Insecta, Diptera, Drosophilidae. The transcript is spliced from 5 exons.